GUAACUAACAAAAAGAACGCGGAAAAAAUUGUUAUCUUCCCCCACUACACAUAUUAAAUGCCCUUGAGCCCUUGGCACAAUUACAAUGACUGUACAGUUUUCAAUUGAUUGAUAAUUUUACUCCUUGAUUACCAAAGUUCCCGACAUCCUUAAAGGUGUUAAUCAAAGUUUUCUUUGAAUUGUUGAAACAUUUUUCCGCCGUCUUUUGUUCAUAAUAAAGAUGCCAGCUAAAGCAGUUUGUGUAUUGAAGGGAGAAGUAAAUGGCACGAUAUAUUUUAAUCAGCCGAACUGCAGCAGUCCUGUAGAAGUAACAGGCGAAAUUUCGGGCCUUGGCAAAGGUCUACACGGUUUCCACAUCCACGAGUUUGGUGACAACACUAACGGCUGCAUUUCAGCUGGUGCUCAUUUCAAUCCUCACGGUAAAGAUCAUGCAGGUCCGACUGCAGCUGAUCGGCACGUAGGAGACUUGGGCAAUGUUGAAGCUGGCAGUGAUGGUGUCGCAAAAAUUAAUUUAAAAGACAGCGUUAUUUCUUUGGAAGGAGAACACAAUAUAAUUGGACGUACUGUCGUCGUCCAUGCUGAUCCUGAUGAUUUGGGUCUUGGUGGGCAUGAACUGAGCAAGACAACAGGAAAUGCAGGUGGAAGGUUAGCUUGUGGGGUUAUUGGUCUUGCAAAGAUCUAAAAAUUGAUCUACGAUAUAACAUAUUAUAUACUUCAUACUUAAAGUGAUUUUGAAAAUUAAUUAUGUUCAUUAAAAAAUAUUUCUUCGAA
Molecule: messenger RNA, 771 nt
Organism: Diorhabda carinulata
Lineage: Eukaryota; Metazoa; Arthropoda; Insecta; Coleoptera; Chrysomelidae
Gene: Sod1
Product: superoxide dismutase [Cu-Zn]
Exons: 2
Coding region: 221-682 (153 amino acids)
Biological process (GO): removal of superoxide radicals
Molecular function (GO): copper ion binding; superoxide dismutase activity
Source: RefSeq, a predicted model, not a curated record